Papilio machaon (common yellow swallowtail) is the source of this 1698-nucleotide messenger RNA. RefSeq names its product MFS-type transporter SLC18B1. The transcript is spliced from 10 exons. Lineage: Eukaryota; Metazoa; Arthropoda; Insecta; Lepidoptera; Papilionidae. Gene Ontology annotation, biological process: transmembrane transport. Bases 146 to 1663 code for a protein of 505 amino acids. Gene Ontology annotation, molecular function: transmembrane transporter activity. The record is from RefSeq and is a predicted model, not a curated record.
UCAGUUACAUACCCACCCGCAUCUGGAAUAGAACACCAGUUUCGAUGACGAAUCCGCAAUUAUAAUUGUGUGAGAGUUUCCUUUUAAUUUACUCAUUUUAAAUUGUAUCUAUAAAUACUUUUGGAGUCGUGGACAACUCACAAGAAUGGGUUUCGAUUUUUCUAGAAGGCAAUGGUUGAUAAUAGUGGUUAUUUCAAUAGCAGAUUUCUGUAACGCUUUGUGCGUUGCUUUGCAGGCACCAUUUUACCCACAGGAGGCAGAGAAGAAAGGAUGUUCAGCGACGGAGUAUGGGCUGGUGUUCGGCGUGUUCGAGCUGGUGGUGUUUCUGGUGAGCCCUCUUUACGGCGCACACCUCAACCGCAUCGGACCCAAACUGCUCUUCAACGCCGGCAUUCAGACUACCGGCACCUGCGCCAUAUUGUUUGGGUUACUUGACAACGUGGAGGGUCACAUACCGUUUAUAACGCUGAGCUUCAUCAUCCGCAUCGUAGAGGCGAUGGGCAAUGCAGCAUUUCUCACCGCAUCCUUCGCCAUUAUCGCCAAAGAGUUCCCCAAUAAUGUCGCAACAAUGUUCGCUUCCCUUGAGACUUUCUUUGGGCUUGGUCUAAUAGUCGGUCCUACUCUUGGAGGCGCUCUGUAUGGAUUCGGCGGCUACUACCUUCCCUUCGCCGUGCUCGGCGCCACGCUUUUCUGCACGGCUGUCAUGAGCUACGCAGUGCUGCCCAAAUGCAAUGACGAUGAAGACUUAAAGCCAACUGGACCGACAAUGUUCACACUGCUCAAAAUUCCUGGCGUUUUGCUCUCGGCAAUCAGCAUAAUGUCGACGAGUUUGAGCAUUGGUUUUCUGCAGGCGACGCUUGAGCCUCACCUAAGACAAUUCAAAUUCUCUCCGGUGAUCCUGGGUCUGAUGUUCGUGAUCAACGGCGGGGUGUACGCGGUGUCUGCGCCGCUGUGGGGCUGGAUGUGCGACCAUCCUUCCAUCAAGCCCAAAUACGUCACUGUCAUCGGCUGCAUGUUCGUCGCGAGUGGCUUCCUCCUUAUCGGACCUGCGCCUUUUAUUGAUAUGCCUACGUUAAUGUGGGUUACGAUUAUGGGCUUGGUGCUCCAUGGAUUGGGUAUGGGAAGCCAGCUGGUUGCAUCUUUCUCGGACGCUCUCGGCACUGCAAUUGCAAACGGUUUACCUAACUCAAUAGAGACUUACGGUCUGGUCUCGGGCAUGUGGACGUCGGUGUUCGCGCUGGGGGCAUUCGUGGGCCCCACUGUGUCAGGGUUACUCUUCGAUUCCGUCGGUUUCAGAAACUCUACCAUGUUCGUUUUCAUUCUGCAUCUCAUUGUUAUGGUGGUAGUAAUGCUGUACCUGUGGGUGUGUGACCGCAGCACCAAGAUGGACGUGUCAGUGUCGGCCGGCGACUUACUGCAGCUGGACGGAACUCUAGACGAGAGUGUACUCAUCGGCGACAAAUACAUUAUGCCACCGCCGAGGGUUAAGAGUCGUCGCUGUGGCAUCAGCGUGGAACGUUCCCGGCCGCCCGCUAUGAACAGUCUUAUAGCGUGUACCAGCUGCAAGAACCGGCGCAGUCCUUGGAGCCAGCGCACGCCCGUCUACCGGCCUUCCUACGGCAGCCUCGACCACCGCUUCCGUGGCGCCCUCUCUGUCACGUAAACAAAUAUUAUUGUUAUAAAUAAUUUUGUAACAUU